AUGAAAGGAGAGCAGCAAAGGCCUGCAUGGACUUGUCUCAUGUUUAACGAUGCAGCAAGACCUAAAGCCUACUUCACAAUAUGGAUUUUGAUGAAUCAAAAGCUAGCAACAGUUGAUAGACUCACUCAAUGGGGAGUUGUAGUAGAUAAGAUAUGUGUGUUAAGCAAGAAUGCUGAAGAGAGUAUAGAGCAUUUGUUUUUACAAUGCCAAUUUGCCAGGAAGUUGUGGGAGAGGCUGCUAGGAUGGAUAGAUCAACAAAUUGUUGUUCCAAUGGCAUGGGAACAGUUUCUGCAGUGGUGUAUUCAACAUGGAAAAGAGAAGAGCUCAGCAGCACAACUGUUCAAGACUGUAAUGACUGAAGGUGUAUGGCUUGUGGAUUAA
Molecule: messenger RNA, 381 nt
Organism: Solanum pennellii
Lineage: Eukaryota; Viridiplantae; Streptophyta; Magnoliopsida; Solanales; Solanaceae
Exons: 1
Coding region: 1-381 (126 amino acids)
Source: RefSeq, a predicted model, not a curated record